AAGGAGCAAACUUUGAAUUUGAUUUGAAACUUUAGCAGUUUAAUGGAUGGUUCCCGAAAUUUUGGGGGUUUUUUGUGGUUGUUUUCUUGCUUAGGUUUUUUUUCCAGUUUGUAUUGUGUAUAUUGUUGCGCCGAGUGCUAAAAUGCUAUUGAUUUUGCGAGUUAGUAUGGUAGGAUCUUAAGAUUGUUGAAAAGUUGUGGCUUUGAAUUCACAAUGUUAUUAUCAAAUAGUGUAAUUUUUGUUUCCGGUAGAACCGGAUCAGGAAUUUGGUUCAUUUCAUGGCAAUUUGUAUCCUGUAUCUCUCCCUCUCUCUCUCUCUCUGAAACAAAAGAGGCGGAAAAAGACACAAUAUUAUGUCUCCCAAGGGAAACAUGUCAAGUUUAGAAGAUCGGGGCAAAAGUAAAAGCUAUCGAAAAAGUUUGGGGACAAACGGCGCAAUUUACUGCAUUGUAGUCCAACUUUUGUUUAACACCAUUUUAGAGUGAUAAGAUCUAAUGUUUUGCAUUUUGUGAGGGCUCAUAUUCUUAGUACAAGUUUUUCUUCGAUCAGCUUUGCUUUUCUCUUUUAGGUACUAUGUGUUGUGUUUAUCCUAUAUAUUCGUAAUGUUUCAUGUAAAUUGCAAUCUAAGACUCUAUAAUGGCUUGACACCACGACAUUCUCUUCCUUAUCACUUUUACUUUGUUAUGGUGUUUUUUAGAUUACUGCUAAAUUUUUCUUUACUCUCUGCACAUUUCCCACAUUUCCAAUUUGAAGACGAAAAACAAAGAAAAAGUAUAUAGUGAUUCAGUAUAAUGUUCCAGGUUAACCCUGUGAAAUACAAUAGCAUUUUUUCGGGCUUAAGUGUCCUUGUAAAGGAGCAAGGGCCAUCAUCCCUUUGGAGGGGCUGGGCCGGAAAAUUCUUCGGAUAUGGUGCUCAAGGUGGCUGCAAGUUUGGGCUUUACGAGUAUUUCAAGAAGAAGUACUCGGAUAUAUUAGAAGGACAAAAUAAAAGUGUCAUCUUCUUCGUUAGCAGUGCGUCUGCUCAGGUAAUAGCAGAUGUUGCCCUUUCGCCCUUUGAAGCUGUUAAAGUUCGUGUCCAGGCGCAACCCAAGUUCGCAAAGGGGUUGGUCGAUGGCUUCCCAAAGUUGUAUGCCACUGAAGGAUUUUAUGGGUUUUACAGGGGACUUUUGCCACUUUGGUGUCGGAAUCUUCCAUUUUCCAUACUGAUGUUUUCAACAUUCGAGCACUCCGUCGACUUUUUAUACCAUACUGUUCUCCAAAAAAGGAAACAAGACUGCUCGACAACUCAACAGCUUGGAGUGACUUGCUUAGCUGGUUAUGCAUCUGGGGCUAUCGGCACUGUCGUCUCGAAUCCGGCAGAUAACAUCGUCGCUUGUCUUUACAAUAAGAAGGCUAAAAAUGUAAUGCAGGCUAUUAGGAGUAUUGGUUUCCCUGGUUUGUUCACAAGAAGCCUACCUCUUCGCAUCACACUUGUUGGACCAGUUGUAACCAUGCAAUGGUUCUUCUACGACACCAUUAAAGUAUUGACCGGCUUGCCGACAAGCGGAGGCAUUCCGCGUGAUGUUGAUGGAACCACCAGCUUUGAUUUGGAUAAAAUCAACAGCUUGAGCUGAUACUAGUACUCUUGAUAAUACUCCGACUCGUCGCUUUUUCCGAAGAUGAGAUAUACAGCGGCAAGUAUACUAAUCCUCCUUCCACCUUCAUGAAUUUAAAGAAGAGAGAGUAGUCGGUGAAUCAUUUACCGUGUUUAGAUACGGUGAAUAAAUUACCGUGUUUAACUUAUUCCAGCACCUCCCCUUACUUGCGUGGCGUUUAAGUGGCAAGAAUAGGGCCAAAAUUGUAAUUAUAAAUUUGAUGGGUUAUUUGUGAAAAUAAUUUUUUUGAGGGGGCCAAAUACAAAAAAAAUCCCAUAUAUGGAAUGCUAGGGAGCAAACUCAAACUUGUUAGAAGGUAGAGGACUUCUAAUGCAAUUUUACCCUACUAAUCCACUUGAAGCAUGCUUCAAGGCUUUCCCAUGAUGACAUAGAUUACUUGACGCACUGCUUUUUUGCAUUUGCUUAUCUUCACACAAAAUGAAAUGAUAACAUUUUUUAAAAAAAA
This is a messenger RNA of Ananas comosus (pineapple), 2100 nucleotides long. RefSeq names its product mitochondrial phosphate carrier protein 1, mitochondrial. The coding region runs from base 792 to 1613 and encodes 273 amino acids. Gene Ontology annotation, molecular function: phosphate transmembrane transporter activity. Gene Ontology annotation, cellular component: mitochondrial inner membrane. Lineage: Eukaryota; Viridiplantae; Streptophyta; Magnoliopsida; Poales; Bromeliaceae. The transcript has 5 exons. Gene Ontology annotation, biological process: mitochondrial phosphate ion transmembrane transport. The record is from RefSeq and is a predicted model, not a curated record.